Herpailurus yagouaroundi (jaguarundi) is the source of this 1259-nucleotide messenger RNA. RefSeq names its product transmembrane protein 239 (gene TMEM239). The transcript has 3 exons. The record is from RefSeq and is a predicted model, not a curated record. NCBI's taxonomy places the organism in Eukaryota, Metazoa, Chordata, Mammalia, Carnivora, Felidae. The coding region runs from base 1 to 621 and encodes 206 amino acids.
AUGACAGUGGGGGCUCGACUCUGGCUGCCAGGCGGUCCUGAGCGCUGCAGGAAGCAACAUGACUUAGGGGUUUCUGCCCAGAGGUGCACUAACCAUGAUGCCGCAGCCCCAAGUGGAGACAGAUGCCAUCGGGGCCGGCGAGGGGCCGCAGCAGGCAGUGCCCUGGUCGGCCUGGGUCACGCGGCAGGGCUGGGUGCGCUGGUGCAGGUGCCACGUGCCUCGGAGCUGGGCCCAGUGGUGGACCACAUCGGGCUGGCGGCAACCAUUUCAGCGUGUGCUGAGGGGUCUGGAGGGGGUCCUCUACCUGCUGCUGUCGCUGAUGCUGUGCCACGCGCUCUUCACCACCGGCUCCUACCUGCUGAGCUCCUUGUGGCCUGUCGCGGCCGCAGUGUGGAGCCAUCUGCUGCCAGCUGUCCUGCUGUUGGUGCUCAGCGCUCUCCCGGCCCUGCUCUUUACCGCCUCCUUCCUGCUGCUUUUCUCCACGCUGCUGAGCCUGGUGGGCCUUCUCACCUCCAUGUCUCACCCAGACUUCGCUCAGGACUCGGACCAAUAGAAGGGCAACCCCAUCCUGCUGCCUGUGUGCUCAGCUGUCUCAGCUGCAGACUCAUUGAGAACUUCUAGCUUGGUAUUCCUCACACUCACCCCCUCUUUCCACUUCCCCAGGCUCUAGAAAGGGCCCACGGACAGAAAGCUGGCCGAGAAAGGGCUGGCCAGAACCCCCAUGAGACCUCAGCGAACUCACUUCCCAGUCCUUUCUGCCCAGGCACUCCCCACUCCCUAGACCUCCUACCUUCUGCCUCAGUGCAUAUCUCUAAGCGGGCCAACUAGGGUAGUGAGGAUCCCAAAGGGUUCCCCGCGCUAAGAUUCCUAAGGUCUGUUAUGGAAAAAUGAACGAGAAGUCCCAUUUCCCCACUUACACAAUGUGUGGCCACGGCCAGUUAAUUCUUUUGAACCUCAGGGGUGAGUGGGUCUCAACCCUGUCACGGGGCUGGUGUGAGUCAAAGGCAAUACCUUGUGUGUGAAGCACUUCGCAAAGACCGGAAAACUGUAAGAUUUUUGCAUUGAACUAUAAGAAAAAUCUGUAGGUUCGAAAGGUCUUCUGACCUCGAAGGUGGUCGAAAGAGCAGGAAGCUUCCCUAGGCCUUCAGAGAGAUGCUCUGUCAUGGGUACCCUUUUGGCCCUCCGAUGGUUAAACGGGGAUGGAUGGGUGUGGACAAGAUGUAAAAGAUCGUGUGACAUGAAAUCUCAAAAUGUGCAGA